This is a messenger RNA of Clarias gariepinus (North African catfish), 2479 nucleotides long. RefSeq names its product nuclear prelamin A recognition factor (gene narf). The transcript has 12 exons. Gene Ontology annotation, cellular component: lamin filament. Bases 491 to 1876 code for a protein of 461 amino acids. Lineage: Eukaryota; Metazoa; Chordata; Actinopteri; Siluriformes; Clariidae. Gene Ontology annotation, molecular function: lamin binding. The record is from RefSeq and is a predicted model, not a curated record.
UGAAACAAUGACGUACAUGCGCGCGCGCGCGUGCGUGCGUGAGUGAGUGAGAGAGAAAGAAAACGAGAGGAGGGGGCGAUGCGGAAUCGCGCAUGCGCGCUGUCCUAGCUAAAGGACAAUGAAGUCUGAUGUUGUGUCAAGGUGUAUAAUGGAGUUUGUUGUUUAUAUUUUGAGCGGAUUUCGAUGAGUCUGGAUAAGCUAGUCGGUACAUGGCUGUAUUCCAUGUGACUGGGACCCCUGAACUUUUUAAUGAAGAACAUUUGGACCUCGCUGAGCUCACGUGCAGAGUUCCUGUUCGGACACCGUCCUUAGUGUUGGAUCCGGCCGGGUUCGGGUUCGCGUUGUGCCGUUUUAAUGCCGCUUUUUUUUUUUCUAAACUGGAUUAGCAUUUAAUGUUUGAAGAGAAGUCUAACUGAUUUCCAAGCCGAACUGGGAUUUCCUUUUUGAUUCUCACCCGAGGAGCCGCUUUCUUACAGGGAGACCUUGAACAAUGUCGGAAGUCAUCAUCACGAAGAGAAAGGAGAAAUGUGAAAAUUGCACUAAACAGUGCAAGAAGAAGCUGACUGAUGAGGCUGUAAACUUAGAGUUGGAUGGAGAUGUUGCCAAUGGAGAGGUGAGUAGUCAACCUGUGUUGCUGAGCGCGUGUCUCUCCUGCGAUGGCUGUGUGUCCGAGGAAGAGAACCAGAAAAUCUCCCAACAGAGCCUGCAAGAGAUCAACCGAGUUCUUGCACUCAAUAAGAAAUGUGAUUCCUCCAAGCACAAAGUCCUGGUGGUGUCUGUGUGUCCUCAGUCAUUGCCAUUUUUUGCUGUGAAAUUUCACAUGGGCGUCCCGGCUGCUGCACAAAAGCUCUGUGGCUUCCUAAAGAGUGUGGGAGUGAAAUAUGUGUUCGACACAACUCUGGCUGCUAGCUUUAGUAUUCUAGAGAGUCAGAGGGAGUUUGUACAGCGCUAUCGACGUAGGCAUAGUGAUGCCCAUGCCAUGCCAAUGUUCACCUCCUCAUGUCCAGGUUGGAUCCGUUACGCGGAGCAUGUGCUGGGAAGCCUGGUCACUCCACACAUUUGUACAGCGAGGUCACCUCAGCAGGUUAUGGGAUCUCUGGUGAAAGACUACUUCACACGAAAGCAGAAGCUGAGCCAAGAGCAGGUGUACCAUGUAGUGGUCGCCCCCUGCUUUGAUAAGAAACUGGAAGCAGUGAGAGAAGAGUUUCACAAGAGCUUGCUUCAUACCAGAGAUGUGGACUGUGUGCUUACAUCAAUGGAAAUUCUUCACAUGAUGGAGCGGAGUAACGUCUCUGUGGAGGACAUUGAGCCCGUUCCUCUGGAUCACGUUUUUGCAGAUGUCACCGACACAAGGUUGAUGAGGCAUGAGGGUCGAGGCUCUGAAGGUUUUCUAGAGCACAUUUUAAAAUACGCUGCCAAAGAGCUCUUUGGGCUGGAUGUUAAAGAGGUUGUAUACAAGACACUCAGGAACCGAGAUUUCCAGGAGGUGGUGCUAGAGCGUGAUGGAGAGACCCUGCUUCAGUGUGCCGCAGUCUACGGUUUCCGGAACAUUCAGACUCUGGUGCACCGCAUGCGCAAAGGCAAAGUGCCCUACCAGCUAGUGGAGGUCCUGUCCUGUCCUGGAGGUUGUUUAAGUGGACGUGGACAGGCGGAGGGAGAAGGAGGAAAGCCUGAUCGAUCUCUCGUCCAGCAGCUGGAAGAAGCGUACGGUUCUCUGUCCGUCCGGCUCCCUGAAGCCAACCCUGAAGUCCAACGUCUCUAUGAGGACUGGCUGGAGGGACAGGACUCUCCACUUGUCCAGCAGAUCCUCCACACUCACUACAACGCUGACACAGAGUCACCCUCAAACACCCUUGGCCCUGAUAUGCAGUGGUGAUGCAGGCCAGAAAAGAGACCUGUUUUAUUUCUGUUCGUCAAACUUUCCAGCUAGCAAACACAAAGAUCAAGUAAAGAUCGGGAUGCAGCUGUAAAAGACUUUCUGUUUAUAGGAGACAUGUCACCUCUUAGCAGCCAAUCCCAGAUAUGCUCUUUAAGGUUAAGUAACUUUCCUGAUGAUCAAUCAAUUAGAAGAGAUAUCAUAAUGAAAUAUGUCCUUUAAGCUUAGCGUUAAAUUCUCCAGCACAAUAACAUAAGACCAUCAUGUAAUUAAUUAUAGCUUUGAAUUAUUUAAACUGUUGGUGCCUGGCUGGAAUACUUCCUAAAAUAACAAAAGUGCAAAAAAGUACUAAAUAGGUUACUUAUCAUUGGUGCCACACAUAAUAAAAAUGUAUUCACUGAAAUAAUAAUGCUCACAUUUAUUAUUUUUUGAAGCUGGAUACAGUCUAUGAACCUUAAAUGUCAAUUGCUUGUGCAGGAAUAUGCAAUUAUUCAAAUGACAUCAAUUAGAAAUCAACAAUACAAUAGCAAGUAUAUUUGACUGGCAAAGUUUGUAAAAUCUCAGAACAUACCCAGAAAAAUUAAAAAUUUAAUAUGCACAAGA